Notothenia coriiceps (black rockcod) is the source of this 1567-nucleotide messenger RNA. RefSeq names its product zDHHC palmitoyltransferase 4 (gene zdhhc4). Gene Ontology annotation, molecular function: protein-cysteine S-palmitoyltransferase activity. The transcript has 7 exons. The record is from RefSeq and is a predicted model, not a curated record. The coding region runs from base 159 to 1205 and encodes 348 amino acids. Gene Ontology annotation, biological process: protein targeting to membrane; peptidyl-L-cysteine S-palmitoylation. Gene Ontology annotation, cellular component: Golgi apparatus; endoplasmic reticulum. Lineage: Eukaryota; Metazoa; Chordata; Actinopteri; Perciformes; Nototheniidae.
CAUCGAUGCUAAGGAAGUAUCAUUGUUUACAGAGCACCAAAGGGGAUGCUAGUGUCCAUAGCGCUAACAAAAUAAGCUAUGUUAUCGUGAGAUAAAACACUUACAGACAGCUAUGGGUGACCAAGACUAAAAGGUGAAGGAAGAAGCCCCCAUGUGAGAUGGAUUUCCUCACCCUGUUCGCUGUCUACGUCACGGUGGUGCUGACAUGUAUAGUGUUAGUUUGCAAAUACUCAGGCCAGCAGCAAACUCCAUUUAGUAUCCUCUUCAACUUUGUAGGAAAGGUGUUUGCACCGAUUACACCAAGAUGGCUCCAGAAGUUUUCACAGAGGACCUUACACAGGCUGUUUCAUCAAAGGAACAACAUGUUCAUCUACCUGCACAUCCUGAUAGAGGCCGCUGUGCUUGCAGAGUUCACCUACGAGGUGUUUGGCUUCUGCAGGGAUAUGGAUACCAGUCUGAUCAGCCUGUCCGUGCCUUAUAUACUGCUGGUUAUCAAGAGUCUCUGCUUCUACCUCUGCAUCAGGAGAGAUCCAGGAACAGUGACGAAGAAGAAAAUCGCCGGCCAGCUGCACAUCUAUCCGUAUGACAGGAGGCUGUUUCACCCGGGCGUCUCCUGUGAAACCUGCGAGCUCGUCAAACCGGCUCGCUCCAAACACUGCAGGGUCUGCGACAGGUGUGUUCAACGCUUUGACCACCACUGCGUCUGGGUGAACAACUGCAUCGGUGCUCAGAACACACGCUACUUCCUGCUUUACCUCUUCAGCGUGUGCGCCGCGGCGGGCGAUGUGGCCGUUCUAACAGGAGACAUGCUGCUUCACGCCGUCCUGAGGUCAGGGCUCCUGAGGUCCAGUUAUAUAGACGAGGAAGGCCAGCAGCAGUCAGCAGGGCCUCUGUUUGUUGUGCAGCAUCUGUUCCUGACCUUCCCCCGAAUCGUCUUCAUGUUGGGAUUUCUGGUCUUUGUCUUCUUCCUCCUCGCGGGUUAUGCUCUUUUCCAUUCCUACCUGGCUCUCGUGAACCAGACCUCCAACGAGUGGUACAAAAGUCGAGGUUACGUGUGUCAGCACUGCCACCCGACUGCAACCGCUGACCAUCUCUGCAGCCCGGCACCAGACCACUCUAAAAGAAACUACUACAGCAGAGGAAUACUCCGAAACCUGGGAGAGAUCUUCUUCCCUCCACGUCCAGUUCACAAAAAAGACAACUAAAAGAAAUUACUAGUCUGUGUUGUUAUGCUGAAUUUUUUUGUACACCCCCUGGGGUCACUGUGCCUAAGAACUACUGCUGACUGAAAGAAUAAAGUUUGCGGUAGCAAUUUAUUUACGAGCUCUGGUGUCUACCUCCCACACAAUGUAUUGUAUUAAUAAGCUCUGGCAACAUUUACAGCAAACACAAAAGUAAUUAGAUGUUUUGACUCCCAAUUUAGAACAUAUUUGUUCAUUCUUGUUCUGCCAUUGAGUAAAGGCAUUAGCUUGACCGGAAGUGCAGUUGUUUGGGUGUUGUUUUGUACCUGGCUUCUUUUUGUAAUGCUUUGUAGCCUAUAAUCAAAGCUUAGAAUACGACGUGAUUA